CCUCAGGACGGACAGCAGUGGCUUGUAAGAGCGGGCAGGGCCAUUUUGGCCUUCUUCUACAGACCUUGUCUGGGAGGGGAUGGGGCUGCUGAGCCAUGUGCACCACCCUCUUCCUGCUCAGCACCUUGGCCAUGCUCUGGCGCCGCCGAUUCGCCAACCGGGUCCAACCAGAGCCCAGAGGAGUAGACGGGGCCGUUAUGGGCAGCAGAUUGGAAACAGACCUCCCGUCCGCAGGCAGGGAGAAAGAGUCUCUGAAGUAAGUCGUCACCUCUUCAGGCGGAGCUCGGCCCCAGGGACUGAGAUCAGGGGCAGAAGCAGUUCAAGUCCUGGCUUGCUCCCCACCCACAAAGGACGCUGUGGUAGAAGCAGCAACAGGAAGCAGGAGAAUGGGAAAAAGCAGCCAUCAAGAAGAAGCGUGUAUCGGGAGCCUGCGACAUACACACCCUGUGGUAGGUGCUGGAGUCAGACCGUGACGAAAGGGACGGUGCCCGACCUGCCAGGGGGGACAACAGGAAGAACCUGGCUGAGGAAGCCCAGGUGUGCUGGCUUGGCCUCUGUCUGGUCACAUGAGCUUUCCUUCUCUGGACCUCAGUCUCCCCAUUUAACAGGCAGUGUGGAACCCAAGUGGUCUGGUGCUGAGGAUGGGAGGGACCCCUGACUACCCUCAGAAGAACCGUCUGGUAAAAUGAAGGGGAUGGACCACUUCCAGAUUCUCCCAGUCAGAACAGGCUACGAUGGACCGUGUUUGGAGGUGCUGACAAUGACUCGCCCCCUCAGCAAGCGUGGAUGGAGCACCUGUAUGCUGGGCCUCGUGGGUGCAGAAAUGAAGCAAGACUUCCUGCCACAAAGAGCUAGAAAACAUGGCAGAAUAUAAGCAACCGACACUUGAUAGCAGGCACCACACAGGAUGGUGACCACAUGGCCGCCUCAGUGUCUGCCUCACCCAGGUCCCUGUCUGUGGCGUGGGGAGGGGAGCCCCAGCAGACUGCAGUGGUCUCGUUCUGGCGAGGAGACAAGAGCAGAGCUCAGGACAGCGUGCUGUUCCUAAGGGUAUACACACAGAUCAGUGGGAUCGCCAAAACAGACACCACGAAGGUGAUCCAAUGGAGAAAGAAAAGUCCUUUUGAGAGAAUACAAAAAGCACUAACCAUAAAAGAAAAAGAUAAGUUGAACUUUAUCGAAAUUCUUGGAAAGCCCAGAAUAUUUGCCAAGCAAAAAUCUGAGAAAGGACCCGUAUCCAGAAUAUAUAAAGAACUUUUACAACUCAAUAAUAAGAAGACAGCCCCCCAAAAGGGGGGGGGUUUAAUAGACACUUCGCAAGAAAGUAUACAUAUGGCCAGUAAACACAUAAAAAGAUACACAACAUCAUAAGUGAUCAAGGAAAUGCAAAUUAAAACCACUAUGAGAUACUACUGCACACUCACCAGAAUGGCUAAAAGACCAUGAUAGAUGUUGGUGAACGACCGUAAUCCUGUACUAAUACAUUGCUGGGAAACCAGUUUGGCAGUUUCUUAGGAAGUUAUCCAAGAGGAAUGAACCUGGUCCACACAAAGAGAUGUUCAGAGCAGGGUUAUUAAUAAUAGCUUCAAACUGGAAACAACCCAAAUAUCCUUCAACAGGUGAACGGAUAGGAAAGGGGGCAGUGUAUUCACACAAUGGAAUACUACUCAGCAAUAAAAAGGGAAUGAGCCACGAUAUGAGUCAUAACACGGGGCACUGAGAGAAGCCAGACCCCAAAGAGCACCUACUGUAUGAAUCCAAGUAGAGGAGAUUCUAGAACAGGCAGAACUAAUCUGGAAUGGCAGAAAGCAGAUCAGUGGUUGUCUGGUGCCAGGGCUAGAUAUGGACACUGUGAAAUAGCAGGAAGGUGCCCUUCAGGGUGCUGGAGAUGUUCUAAGUCCUGACCGGGGUUGUGGUUAUACGGGUGUACGGCUGAUUGGAUGAUUGAAUCGUACAUUUUAAAUGCAUGCAUUUUAUUGUAUGUAAAUUAUACCUCAAUAAAGAUGACUUAAAGAGUUUAAAAAAAACCAACAAGAAUGAAGACCUGAUCCUUGUCUUGCUCACAGUCUAGUGGAAAAGC
Neomonachus schauinslandi (Hawaiian monk seal) is the source of this 2080-nucleotide messenger RNA. RefSeq names its product photoreceptor disc component (gene PRCD). The record is from RefSeq and is a predicted model, not a curated record. Bases 96 to 260 code for a protein of 54 amino acids. Gene Ontology annotation, molecular function: opsin binding. The transcript has 5 exons. NCBI's taxonomy places the organism in Eukaryota, Metazoa, Chordata, Mammalia, Carnivora, Phocidae. Gene Ontology annotation, cellular component: photoreceptor outer segment membrane.